This is a messenger RNA of Closterium sp. NIES-67, 2674 nucleotides long. NCBI's taxonomy places the organism in Eukaryota, Viridiplantae, Streptophyta, Zygnematophyceae, Desmidiales, Closteriaceae. The record is from the annotation of a GenBank genome assembly.
UCUGACGAUUACCAGCAACCUAUCAAGCUCUCUUUCGCAACCUUUUGACGAUCUCAGCUCAGUACUCGAGUAACAACCUGUGACCUGCUUGUGGCGAUUUCGCGAUUUAUUGGCGAGAAUCGCAACUGUCAAUAUCAGCUCCUUCUAGCCGCUUCUGUUGGACCUGCUCUUGCUCACCUGUCUCCAUUACUUAUCCGUUCUGUUGAGUCUCGAGAUUUCAUCUCCUAGGUUCGUUCCUCCUGCGACUUCGGCAUUUUCCGCAUCCCUGCACGGACUAGCGAGCUCUUACCAAGAGCUUUCAAAUCUGUCUGCCUGAAUCCUGCUCUCCGACGCUCCUCUUCACACCACAUCUCACGUUUGUUCUUCGUCAAAGAACAAUGGCUGCCGUUUCUCAGUCCGUCCACGCGGCUGCCCAGGGCCUGAAUGGCCUCCGCGUGUCAGGCCCGGCCCAGAAGGCCACCGGCGUUCGCAACGCCAACUUCUUCUCUGGGUCCAGCUCGCUCAAGGCCGCCAUUGCAAAGAAGGCUGCCAGGUGCAAGGCUUCUGGCUCUCAAUCCGGCGGACGCCUCUUCGUCGUCUGCGAGAAGGUGGUGGGAAUCGAUCUCGGGACCACUAACUCGGCCGUCGCAGCCAUGGAGGGCGGCAAGCCGACGAUCGUCACCAACGCCGAGGGCCAGCGCACGACGCCGUCCGUCGUCGCAUAUACGAAGAACGGCGACCGGCUUGUCGGACAGAUCGCCAAGCGCCAGGCGGUCGUGAACCCCGAAAACACCUUCUUCUCGGUGAAGAGGUUUAUCGGCCGCAAGAUGGACGAGGUUAAGGACGAGUCGAAGCAGGUGUCGUACCAUGUGAUCCGCGACUCGAACGGGAACGUGAAGCUCGAUUGCCCCGCGAUCGGGAAGCAGUUCGCCGCGGAGGAGAUUUCCGCGCAGGUUCUUCGCAAGCUCGUCGACGACGCGUCGAAGUUCCUCAACGACAAGGUGUCGAAAGCGGUGGUGACCGUGCCGGCGUACUUCAACGACAGCCAGCGCACGGCGACCAAGGACGCGGGGCGCAUCGCGGGCAUCGACGUGCUGAGGAUCAUCAACGAGCCCACCGCCGCGUCGCUCGCGUACGGGUUCGACCGGAAGAGCAAUGAGACGAUCCUCGUGUUCGACCUCGGCGGCGGUACCUUCGAUGUGUCUGUGCUGGAGGUGGGCGAUGGCGUGUUCGAGGUGCUGUCGACCUCCGGCGACACGCACCUCGGAGGUGACGAUUUCGACAAGCGCAUCGUGGACUGGCUGGCGGAUGCGUUCAAGCGCGACGAGGGCGUGGACCUGACCAAGGACAAGCAGGCGCUGCAGCGCCUUACCGAGGCAGCGGAGAAGGCCAAGAUGGAGCUCUCUACCCUCACCCAGACUUCCAUCAGCCUGCCGUUCAUCACGGCUACCGCUGACGGCCCGAAGCACAUUGACACGAACCUCACACGCGCCAAGUUCGAGGAGCUCUGCUCCGACCUGCUCGACAGGUGCAAGACCCCCGUCGAGACUGCUCUGCGUGACGCCAAGCUCAACUACUCGGACCUCCAGGAGGUCAUCCUGGUUGGCGGUUCCACCCGCAUCCCAGCGGUCCAGGAGCUGGUGAAGAAGCUCACAGGGAAGGACCCCAACGUCUCAGUCAACCCCGAUGAGGUGGUUGCUCUCGGCGCUGCCGUCCAGGCCGGAGUGCUGGCGGGUGAAGUGUCCGACAUUGUCCUCCUGGACGUGACUCCCCUGUCUCUGGGUCUCGAGACGCUUGGAGGUGUGAUGACCAAGAUCAUUCCGAGGAACACGACCCUCCCCACGUCCAAGUCCGAGGUUUUUUCGACGGCGGCCGACGGGCAGACGAGCGUCGAGAUCAAUGUGCUGCAGGGCGAGCGUGAGUUUGUCCGCGAUAACAAGUCCCUCGGGAGCUUCCGGCUGGACGGCAUCCCCCCCGCCCCCCGUGGCAUCCCCCAAAUCGAGGUCCGGUUCGACAUUGACGCGAACGGCAUUCUCUCCGUGCAAGCCUCGGACAAGGGCACGGGCAAGAAGCAGGACAUCACUAUCACUGGCGCGUCCACCCUCCCCAAGGACGAGGUGUCCAAGAUGGUUGAGGAGGCGGAGAAAUUCGCCGCAGAGGACAAGGAGAAGCGGGAGGCUGUGGAUGUGAAGAACCAGGCGGAUUCGAUCAUCUACCAGACGGAGAAGCAGCUCAAGGAGUUGGCGGACAAGGUGCCGGCAGAUGUGAAGGCGGGCGUUGAGGCCAAGGUGGCGGACCUGAAGGCGGUGGCUGGCGGGGAGAACAUCCAGGCAAUCAAGGAUGCGAUGAACGAGCUCAACCAGGAGGUCAUGAAGCUUGGUCAAGCCGUGUACUCUCAAGGAGGAGCUGCAGGUGCUGAGGGUGCUGCCCCUGGCGCUGGCCCCACACCUGGCGGUGGUGCUGCUGGAGGCAACCCAAACGAUGUGAUCGAUGCUGAUUUCACGGACUCGAAAUGAGAUGUGCAGGAGGAGAUUUGAAAUGAGCAGACAAUCUUGGAAAUGGGGUGAACAAUAGUGGAUAGUAUGGUGCUGAGUUCAGCACUUAGAGCCUCCUUGUACUCUGGUUUUGACCCGGUGUGGUAGGGUUUUAACCUCUUUUUUUAGUACACCGGAAUUUUACAUCUGAUUUUUUCGCA